Messenger RNA from Eremomyces bilateralis CBS 781.70, 2700 nucleotides. RefSeq names its product nitrate reductase-like protein. NCBI's taxonomy places the organism in Eukaryota, Fungi, Ascomycota, Dothideomycetes, Eremomycetales, Eremomycetaceae. The record is from RefSeq and is a predicted model, not a curated record. Gene Ontology annotation, biological process: nitrate assimilation; nitric oxide biosynthetic process. Gene Ontology annotation, molecular function: heme binding; nitrate reductase (NADPH) activity; molybdenum ion binding. Bases 1 to 2700 code for a protein of 899 amino acids. The transcript has 3 exons.
AUGCAUUCUAUAACAGAGGAUGAGAAGGAUAUAAUCAAACGCCUUACGGCCAGGUUACCGCCUACGCCACCCGCCGAACCGGACUGGAGCGAUACUAGCUCGAUCUCAAACGAAGAAGCUGAACUCGAUGGCUUCACGCAAAAACCACCGGCCUUUCCUCUUCCACCACCAACCAACCCACCUCAAGAGAUCCUCGACAUAGACUCAAAAACACCCGACGCACAUGUCCCCCGUGAUGCGAGAUUGAUUCGACUGACAGGAGUUCAUCCAUUCAACGUCGAGGCUCCUCUGACGGACCUUUUCAACGAAGGGUUUUUGACCUCUCCGGAACUUUUCUACGUUCGGAAUCAUGGAGCGGUACCGCAAGUGGAAGAAGCCUCCCUGUUUGAUUGGGAAUUUACUGUCGAGGGUCUCGUCGACAGGCCGUUCAAAAUAUCCUUACGAUCGUUAAUGGAAGACUACGCGGACCAGAUCAUCACUGUCCCGGUCACGUUGGUCUGCGCCGGUAAUCGCCGAAAAGAACAGAACAUGGUCCGCAAGUCGAAGGGGUUCUCCUGGGGUCCGGGUGGAGUGUCGACCGCCCUUUUCACCGGCGUCCCAAUGUCUGCAAUCAUCGCUGCUGCCAAACCCACGCGGCGGGCGAGAUAUGUGUGCAUGGAGGGGGCGGACAAACUUCCCAAUGGAUAUUACGGAACGAGUGUGAAGCGCAACUGGGUGCAAGAUCCCAAUCGAGGGAUCAUGCUGGCCUGGAAGAUGAACGGUGAACUGCUACGCCCCGACCAUGGACGCCCCUUGAGGGCCGUCAUCCCUGGGCAGAUUGGGGGACGCAGCGUGAAAUGGCUGACGAAAUUGAUUCUGACCGAAAGCCCCAGCGAUAACUGGUAUCAUAUUAACGAUAACCGGGUUCUCCCGACCAUGGUUUCGCCGGAAGAAUCCGCAGCAGAUCCAAGUUGGUGGACCGAUGACCGAUACGCCAUAUACGAUCUCAAUUCCAAUUCAGCCAUCGCAUACCCCGCGCAUGAUGAAGUCUUACCCCUCUCCACCCGCGCGGUUGAAACGUACGAUGUGCGCGGCUACGCGUAUGGUGGUGGUGGCCGGAGAAUCACACGAGUGGAGAUCACCCUUGACAAAGGGAAGACCUGGCGACUCGCCAAAAUCGACUACCCAGAGGACAGGUACCGAGAAGCUUUAGAAAAUACAAAUCUCUAUGGCGGCCGCUUGGAUAUGUUCUGGCGCGAAACUUCGUUCUGCUGGUGCUUCUGGUCAUUGGCCAUCUCGACCGAUGAUCUCGCGGCCAGUGCAGAUAUCAUGGUGCGAUGCAUGGACGAAGGGUUGGCCCUCCAGCCCCGUGAAAUGUACUGGAGCGCCUUGGGCAUGAUGAACAACCCGUGGUUCCGCAUUGUCAUACACCGUGAGAACGACACCAUGCGGUUUGAACAUCCUACACAACCUGCUUUAAUGCCCGGAGGAUGGAUGGAAAGGGUGAAAAAGGAAGGAGGGAACCUUGUGAACGGAUUUUGGGGCGAACGUAUGGGCUCCGUCGUUGACGAGGAGCAAGUGAUGCCAGAAAUUAAGGAAGACAUCAAGAUGACCAAGGACGGGAUCGAUCGGAUCAUCGAAAUCGAUGAGCUGAGAAAACAUGACACUGAAGAGGAGCCGUGGUUUGUGGUUGAUGGAGAAGUGUACAAUGGGACUGCAUUUUUGAAGGACCAUCCGGGCGGCGCGCAAAGUAUAAUAAGUGCCGCUGGUCUGGACUCCACUGACGAGUUUGUGGCAAUCCACAGCGAAACGGCAAAAGCGAUGAUGUCUUCCUACCACAUCGGAUCUCUUUCGGAGGUAUCACAGAGCAUCUUGGCAGAAGGUUCAUCGGAUUCGUCGGGUAGCAACACCUCACGACCUUUGUUUUUGGAUGCUAGAGGAUGGAAUUCCGCGGCGCUUCACAGCAAGAAAAUCGUGUCGUGGGACACGAGAAUUUUUACAUUCCAGUUGGAGCACGAGGAACAGCUCCUUGGACUACCCGUCGGCCGGCAUCUGAUGAUGCGCCUUAAGGAUCCCGAUGACCAGCAGACGGUCGUUCGGGCAUACACGCCUAUCAGCGAGCAAACCACACCGGGGUUCGUGGAUGUCCUUGUCAAAGUCUACUUCGACACAACCGAGCAGAAGGGAGGCAAGAUGACGAAGGCCUUGGACCAACUUCCGGUGGGAGGACGAGUAUAUUUCAAGGGGCCGAUUGGCAAGUUCGAGUAUCUUGGGAAGGGAUUGUGCAGCAUCAAUGGGGACCGACGCACGGUUCGAGAGUUCAGGAUGAUAUGUGGCGGAAGCGGCAUCACUCCGAUCUAUCAGGUCCUCCGCGCGAUCAUGCAGGAUCCGAACGAUGGCACACAUUGCACAGUCUUAGACGGGAAUCGUCUGGAGGAAGAUAUUCUCUGUAAAGACGAGUUGGAUGCGUUCGCGGCUGGCAAUCCUGACCGAUGUAGGAUCUUGCACACUUUGACAAAGGCAGGAGACGGAUGGCAGGGGUUGACGGGUCGCAUUGGUGAGAAUCUGCUGGCAGAGACUUGCCCGUCCCCGUAUGAUGACAAUCAUGAAGGGCAGAGUGAUACACUGGUCCUCAUAUGCGGCCCAGGAGCUCUGGAGAAGACGGCGCACAAAGUUCUGACGGGUCUUGGUUGGAAGGAUGACGAUCUACUGUUUUUUUGA